Penicillium longicatenatum is the source of this 1725-nucleotide messenger RNA. RefSeq lists its product as uncharacterized. The transcript is spliced from 8 exons. NCBI's taxonomy places the organism in Eukaryota, Fungi, Ascomycota, Eurotiomycetes, Eurotiales, Aspergillaceae. The record is from RefSeq and is a predicted model, not a curated record. The coding region runs from base 1 to 1725 and encodes 574 amino acids.
AUGGCCCUGCGCACGUCUGCUGAAGACGCCGAAGAUGCGGCAGCUGGCUUCACUACUUUCCGUGCCCCUCUUCCCGAACAUGCGGCCGAGGUGACCGGCCUCAUAUCCGAUCUAUAUGCGAUCAGCUCUUCCUUGACCAGCCUGGACGCAUUUUCGCAAAAUGUCCAGUACCGUCGCAAUUGGCCCCGCGUCCAAUCCGAUGUCGAAUUGGUGCGGAGCAGCCUGAAAUAUACUUUUGAGGAUAUUCAUGAAUAUAUGCACCGCCUGGACAAUGGCAGAAAUACCCCGGAGAAUUACAAGCGCGUUUGGGUGUCUAUGAGUCGGUUUUUCUGGGAUGAGUCGCAGUAUGCGCUUUCAACUCGCCUGGCAAGAUAUAGGAUUUUCCUCAGAGAGCUGGGUGAGAUGGUGAAGAGUCGUAAUUAUGACUCGUCGCUCCUCGGAAGCACUCGCAACGGCCUGAGAGAGCUGCUUGUCUUGCAGGAACAUCGAUUGCUUCCUCAAGGUCUUGGAUCAUUAGAGCUUGGUCAGGACCCUCUUGGUCCUACUUCGAUCCCUCGUCCCGCCUCUCGCCCCCCAUCCAGAGGCAACGUGCGUCCCACCUCUCGCCCUCCAUCCAGAGGCAACAUACCUCGCCCUCCAUCUAGAGGCAACAUCGCCGAGCCUCUGAGCCCAAUAAGCCCGGUCAGUGACCGUGAUCACCGUCGACGCCGAUCCUUUGAGCGAGUUCGACCUGCACAUCUAUCUCCUCAGUCACCCCUGUCACCUUCGUCUGGUACGGGCACAUUUUCCGAUAGUAUUCCUCCUUCUGUCCCCGAGGCUCCUUACUCGCCAUUGACUGGAUCAGUGUCUGCCACUACAAAUACCAGCCACUCCACCCAGAAUGAUGCCAUACAGUAUCAUUGGAUAAAAGAAAUCUUUAGCAGUUAUGAUACAGAGACCGCGAUUCCGAACGGACCAGAAAAGGCAGGAUGUUUCGACGAUUCCCACCCAGGAAUCAAGCAGAUUCUCAAAGAAAAAGGAUUUGAGCGAAUUCUUCAAUUGGCCUUCAAUGACGAAUCGGAGAUGACUAUCUAUUUCUAUCUACGGGAGAGAGACCACCGCGCUCGAAUAGUGUGUAAGGUACCUCACCGUACUCGAUCCAGUGAAUACUUCUGUCUACCUCUGAACAUGCUGGAAAUUGUCCGAGCAGGGUCCUGCCUUCAGUUGUGCCGGAGAAAAAACUCAGGCAAGGAUUUGAUCUUGUGGGCCCGUCUGAAGUUCACCACAAUUGAAAGUAUGGUCGUGUUCUUCUGUGCGUUCUUGGCCCUUCGCUCUCAAGAUGCCGGUCGACCGGUUGACGAUAUCCGGGACUACGAACUCGACGAGGAAGAGGAGCUUUUUGGCGGCCAAAUCGUCGAUGACAACUAUCCCCAUGCUUUACGUGUGUAUCAAGAUAGUGUCUCAGGAGCUGUUCGACUGCAGGCAUCUGUUCACAAAGGGAUUAUGGACCGAACCCCUGUCUGGACUGCCUUCGUUACUCAUCAGAUCAAGCGACGGGGCUGGUUGAAGCCCUUGGAUUCACGGACCGUGUUAGUGAGGGACCUGAAGCUUACCAUCCUCAUGUCGGCGGAGGACUAUAAUCCGCCUACCACGGCCCGUGGGGAGCAUGUAUUGAAAUUUGCUAGUCGGAGUGAUGCUGACGGCUUCUUGGACACGAUGGAAGAUAUAGCGAUGACCAUUCGGUAG